Molecule: messenger RNA, 1999 nt
Organism: Aspergillus saccharolyticus JOP 1030-1
Lineage: Eukaryota; Fungi; Ascomycota; Eurotiomycetes; Eurotiales; Aspergillaceae
Product: putative sugar transporter
Exons: 6
Coding region: 136-1899 (587 amino acids)
Biological process (GO): transmembrane transport
Cellular component (GO): membrane
Molecular function (GO): transmembrane transporter activity
Source: RefSeq, a predicted model, not a curated record
CGUCCCGAUUCCUCCCCGCCUGCAUCCUGAGCGACUUCACAAGUAGAUCGAGUCAUUCCAUUGCCCUCCGCUGAUCCCGCCCUUCGUCCACGGUAGAACCGAGUCCUCGACAGCACUUUCUCCCCCUUAGCAGUCAUGCCCUUCGGAAUCAACCCAUUCAAGAAUCACGACCACGGCGAUUUCGCUGGGGUCGUCAUUCCUAUCGAACAGGCCCCAAUGCGCUCGCGACCCGACCUUCAAACGACAAACCAUGUGGCCGGUACUGAUGAGAAGACUGAUGAGAAGGGCCUAGACAGAGCCUCGUCUGAGGAAGCCGGGUUUGGAUCCCUCCAUAACUACGAUCAUAUGACCAUUGAAGCCCUUCGCGCUGAAAUCGAGUCGGAUCUGGUUGCCACGGGACAGGAUUCCGUCUAUGACCGCAAGGCAAAGGUUAUCAACAGAGCCAUCCAGGAUAUCGGCAUGGGCCGGUACCAGUGGGAGCUGUUCGCCAUGUGUGGCUUUGGUUGGCUCGCCGACAAUCUCUGGUUGCAGGGUAUUGCUCUCACCCUCACACCCAUUGCCGAGGAGUUUGGUAUCUCCUCUACCCGAGUGCGAUUCACCACCUGUGCUCUGUUCUUGGGUCUUUGCAUUGGUGCUUCGUUUUGGGGUAUCGCUUCUGACAUUGUCGGUCGUCGCCUUGCGUUCAACACGACGCUGUUCCUGUGCAGUGUCUUUGGUGUUGCCGCCGGGGGUGGUCCGAACUGGAUUGGAACGUGUGCCCUCUAUUCUUGCUUGGGUCUUGGUGUUGGCGGCAAUCUGCCCGUCGAUGGAGCUUUGUUCUUGGAGUUCUUGCCCUUCGCGUCAGGAAACAUGUUGACCAUGUUGAGUGUCUGGUGGCCCGUCGGUCAGCUGAUCUCGAGUCUGCUCGCCUGGGCGCUGAUUCCCAACUUCAGCUGCGAAAGUGGUCUCCCAUCGUGCCAUGAUGUUGCCAGCGGGGUUGCCUGCUGCAGCAAGCAGGACAACAUGGGCUGGAGAUACUUCGUUUUCACCAUUGGUGGCCUGACCUUCCUCAUGUUCUUCUGUCGAUUCUUUCUGUUCCACCUCUACGAGUCGCCCAAGUUCCUGCUGGGCCGCGGUCGCCAGGCCGAUGCCGUCGCCUCGGUUUAUGGGAUUGCCCACAAGAACAAGACCAAGACUUGGCUCACCGAGGAGAUUCUAAACGAGAUUGGUGGUCACCAGGUUGAAGCGAAGAAGGAGAAGCUCAAGUCAACCGAAAUCGUGAAGAGAUAUCUCUCCAAAUUCUCCUUCGAGCAAAUUGCUCCGCUCUUUGCCACGAAGAAGCUUGCCUUUAGCACCAUCCUCCUUUGGUUCUGCUGGACCACCAUCGGAAUGGGCUAUCCGCUCUUCAACGCCUUCCUCCCGCAGUACCUGGCCAACAGCGGCAACAGCGGCUCUAGCUCCACCUACAUUGCCUACCGCAACUACGCCAUCACCUCGGUUGUGGGAGUUCCGGGCUCUAUUCUCGCCUGUUACACCGUCGAGAUCAAGUACGUCGGCCGCAAGGGCACCAUGUGCAUCGCCACCCUGAUCACGGGCAUUCUGCUCUUCUGCUUCACCACCUCCACCGACUCCAACGUCCAGCUCGUCUGCUCUUGUCUCGAGGCCUUCUUCCAGAACAUCAUGUACGGCGUCCUCUACGCCUACACCCCGGAGGUCUUCCCCGCCCCCAACCGCGGAACCGCCACUGGCAUCUCCUCGUGUCUGAACCGUAUCGCGGGUCUGUGUGCACCCCUCGUCGCAAUCUACGGCGGCUCCGCCAGCCCCGACGCCCCUAUCUAUGCCUCGGGUGGAUUGAUUCUCGCAGCGUUUGUGGCUAUGUGUCUGCUGCCCAUUGAGACGAUGGGAAAGCAGAUCAUGUAAAGCUGUCCUCAAGAGAGAAGCGGAGAGAAGAAAAAAAGGGAACGGAGUCAACUUCAUCCGAACGCCCUAGGGAUAAAUGUUGACUCCUCCCCUCAGUGUA